UGUUCUUCAGGCUCUGGAUCACUGAAUGGUACAGCUGGUCAGACUGGUCACUGCUAAGUGUGUAUACUAGUCAGUCACCAUGGUCACUGGUUAGGGAUCACUCUGGGAGCUGCAAAAUUAGACAUGGGCUUGGAUUUCCUCACCAUCAUUCGGCUUCAAGCCAUCAUCUCUAAGCUGUAUAUGUAUGUUGUGCACUAGCCACGGAGGCGGAUGCUCUGGAGUGCCCCAUGUACUAGCCAAAGUAUUUGGUUCACAGAACUAAUCACCAUUAAAUGAGGUCCACACAGGACCAGGGAGACAGAUCAAAUAACUGGACUCCAGGAGAGAUCAGUGGAAAAGAUCAACCAGCUGAACUCCAGAAGAGGUCAGGGGGAAAGAUCAACAGGCAGAGCUCCAGAAGAGAACAGUGGAAAAGAUCAACAAACUGAACUCAAUAAAAGAUCAGUUAAAAAGAUCAUCCAGCUGAACUCCAGAAGAAAUCAGGGGGAAAGAUCAAAAAGCUGAACUCCAGAAGAGGUCAGGGGGAAGGAUUAACAGGCUGAACUCCAGAAGAGAUGUGUGGGAAAAAUCAACAAACUGAACUCAAUAAUAGAUAAGGAGAAAAAGAUCAUCCAGCUGAACUCCAGAAGAAAUCAGGGGGAAAGAUCAACAAGCUGAACUCCAGAAGAGGUCAGGGGGAAUGAUCAACAGGCUGAACUCCAGAAGAGAUCUGUGGGAAAGAUCAACAAACUGAACUGUAUAAUAGAUCAGGAGAAAAAGAUCAUCCAGCUGAACUCCAAAAGAAAGCAGGGUCCAAUCAUCCAAACUCCAGACGAGACCAAGAGGAAAAAUUUACCUAAUGUAGGCAGAAAGACCAUCUAACUGAAUACUGAAGAGGUUAAGGGGAAUAAUCAACCACCUGGACUUUAAAAAAGAUCAGAGGGACAGAUCGACCAGUGGAACCCGACAAAUUCACUAAACUCCAUAAUGAGUCAAAAGGACAGAUCAAUCAGCUGACUAAAAGGAAUAAAUCCAACAGAUCAACUUAACUAUACAAAGUAUCUCAAGAAAAGUAUUGGUCAACCAACCCAAAGUGUAGUGAAAUACUAACUGCAGGGAGUUAUUUGUCAUCUAGUCCAAUGCCAAAAGAGAAAUAGUGAUUAUCGAAGUUGGCCAUCCCUUUCCUCUAGCUGAAGACAUUGACUAAAAGCAAAUAGUUGAAGUCAGUUUGUAGUUCAUGGGUAGUUAGACAGUCAUCAAGUCUCUGGAGAGUCAGUGGAGGAAGACUAUAUAUAUAUUAAUAUCCCAAACGGAAGAGCAAGAUGAUUGAGAGAAGUGUUGUGUGGGAGGCAUCCGUGGUAGAGAAUGUUGCCGUGGACAAUGAUGCUGUUACAUGGGUCUGGCAGAAGCUAGUUGUCGUUGUAGUCUGCUGGAUUUGUCACCUGGUUCUUCAGCGCUGUGGUCCGCACAGUAAGUCUGGCACCCAUGGUGUAGUUACACUGCCCGUACAUGGAAUAUGCCAGAGAAUGGGAGCAUGCCUUUGCAAGGACAGUUCAUCCCAGUCCAGCGUUCCGCCCCCAAGUAACCACGUGACAGAGAGCACUGGACAGAGGUCACAAGGGGUCAUCCCUGCCCAAUCACAGCCCACAGCUGUUGCUGAGGUGCUAUGCCAGAGCGACCAGCCAAACUCGCCAGAAAGGCAAAACCUUGUGGACCUAUAUACAUCCAAAAUUAACAGCUUAGUCUUGGAAACCCUGACUCUAAUAAGGACUUUGGUUGACAAUGAACAGGAGCCUCCUCAAGCAAUGUUGUUGUUGUAUAAGAUAGCAGACAAGGAGCUGGGCUGGCUGGCCGUGGUGCAGUCCUUGGUCAGGGCUAUCCCCAUGGAGAACCCACUUGGCCCUGCUGUCAUCACCAUGCUUCUGGAUGAGUGUCCCCUUCCCACCAGGGAAGCCAUCCUAAAAUUUGCCAAGAAUGAGAACUUGUGUAAGACAACAUCUUGCAAUGGGCGUAGUGAUCCCAGAGUGCACCGGAAUAUCUGUGUUAUUCUUGGCUGUCUGGCAGAGAAGCUAGCAGGUCCCAACAGUAUUGCUUUGUUGUCUGAAGAUGUUUUGGACUACCUGGUGUCAAAUUUGACCAAGGAAUGCCAUCCGGUUGUGAUUCUACAUUCUAUUGUUGCUUUGGAAAAGUUCUCACAAACUAGUGAGAACAAGGUAACAAUCGCCAAGCGGUUAGAGCAGGGCAGUGGUAACCUGUUACUAGACCUGGAGAGUUGGUUAAACAGUGAAAACUACAUUGAGCGGGAGGUAGGAUUCUGUGCCCAGUGGUGUCUGGAUAAUUUGUUUAUCUCAGAGGGUCGUCCUUUCUCCUAUGAGAAUGCCAAUGUUGAAAACCUCAAUGUUAUGUUAAAUACCAAAGAUGUUAGUGAAUAUCUGAAGAUAUCUCCAGAUGGCCUUGAAGCUCGGUGUGACGCACUAUCAUUUGAAAGCGUGCGCUGUACAUUCCAGGUGGAUGUGGGGGUGUGGUAUUAUGAGGUGACAAUCAUCACACCGGGUGUCAUGCAGAUAGGCUGGGCAACCAAUGCAUGUGCCUUUUUAAACCAUGAAGGUUAUGGGAUAGGUGAUGAUGAAUUCUCUAUAGCUUAUGACGGCUGCAGGCAGCUUAUCUGGCAUAAUGCUCACAGUGAACCCCAUCGGCAUCCAUGUUGGAAGGCCGGAGAUACUUUGGGCCUGUUGUUAGAUGUGGAUAAUCAGCAGUUAAUAUUUUACCUCAAUGGCCAUGGCUUGGAGCCUCAUCACCAACUCUUCAGACAAGCCAAGAGUGGUUUCUUUGCUGCAGCUAGUUUUAUGUCCUAUCAACAGUGCCAAUUUAACUUUGGAGCAAAACCAUUCAAGUUCCCUCCACCUGUAAAGUUUAAUAAAUUCAAUGAUUUUGGUCACCUCACCAAAGAUCAGAAAGUCAUCAUGCCCAGGCAUAAUCUCUUAGCAUUACUGAGGAGGAUGAGUGUGACGGAGGAUUCCUGUACUCUCUGUUUUGACCACAAAGCCACUGUCACGUUAAGGCCUUGCGGCCACAGGGGUUUCUGUGUGAGUUGUUCUUAUCAGUUGGAGACGUGUCCGAUGUGUCGGGAGGCGAUCAAAGAGCGUGUGUCAAGGAGCGAGGAUGACAUGGAAGUUGACCAGAGCCACAGUGAGGCUUCAGACAUUGACGUGCCCGACCAUUCACAAGUCCUCAAAGCUGAUCAUGUGAUACUUUCUGUAACUGAUAAUCCAGCGUCCACAUCACAUACAAAUAAUGUUGUGGCGACAGUGUCAUGAAAGGACACCUGAUCUUUUUACCCCAGCCCCAAACUGUGAUGUUAAUUCCACACCUUGUUUUGUGGAAUCACCUGUUUUAUGGUGUUUUAAUCAGAAACGCCACCCUGACUUACCAGAAAACGCGAUGAAAACCUGGAUCAGGAUGGAAACCUAGUCAUCUGAGGCAUGUUCAUGAUGCCAGGUGAAAUUCUGUCCACCCACAAAGGGUUUGCAGUUCUUUUAUCUCAUAAUGAUUCAUUUAGUAUUUUAGCCCAUAGAGUGGCUCUGUGAAGAUGAUUGUUCUAAGCUUCUUAACUGACUCACUAGUUUUAAUUUCUCGAAAGAUUUUUUAACUAAAACAAGAGACAUUGAGAAAAAACACUGUUCUUGUACAUGUGAUACUAAAGUGAAGCAGUCGAACACAUGGUAAAAAAACCAGUGCUUAUAGUUCUUCAUGUGAAAGAAUGAAAUUCAUUACACUUUAGGUUCUAUUCAUAAAACCCAAAAACAACAGCUUUGCUGUAAUAUUUAUCAAUGUGUGGGGUUUUUGGUUUGGGGGUAAGUUCUCAUUGAUUUUACGUAUUAUGGAUAGGACAGCUUCAUAAUAACAAAUGAUGUCAGUUUUUCUAUGCAAUAGUUUCAAAGCGUAUUCUCACAGAUGCCUACUGCACCUUGUUGUAUUACAUGAACUGUUGGGUUAGUGAUGAACAUACAGAUAUUGAAGAAGUGCUGGUUUAUGAAUGUGGAUAUUUGGUGUGACUAAUUUAUUGUGUAGAAGUGUGAUUACUGAUAAUUUUGUACUGUCCAGUGUAUGCCUUAUACUGCAAGAUGACCACUGUUACAGUGGGGUUUUGUAACUCAGAAAACACCAGUAUCUGCUGGCGCACUAGCACAGUGUAAUGACCCAGGAGCCUCUCACCAAUUCAGUCGCUGUGAGUUCAAGUCCAGCUCAUGCUGGCUUCCUCUCCGGCCGUACGUGAGAAGGUCUGAUUAUUCAUGAUUACUUGUGUUGCUAUUGGAAUCACUGGUAAUGUUAUCCAAUUAGGAAGAGGGCACUGCUGUUUUAUGAGUUACAAGAUUUGUUUUCCUGUAUGCACCACAGGCACAUGAUUAUAAGCUUAUAGUUGAAAUUCUCCCCUUAUUUUCAUGCCAUAUUGUCAACUGAGCAUGUUGACAGGCUUGAUUAGGUCUUGAAAGUGAUACCCGAUUUACUAAUAACAAAGUGAGGUUUUCUUUCUUUUAGUUUACAGAAAUACUUAGCAGAGAAUGUAUGUUAUGCAUAGAUCUUCCCACUUGUAGUGUGCUUAUACCAGUUGCACACAUUUUUUUGUUGCAAAGUGUGAUAUAAAAACAUGAACAUACUCUUUAUGACACACAUUGGAUUCACCUCAUUUGAGCUCAGAUCAGUAAAUGUGCCAUGUAAACUAAUCUCACUGUUAAACUAGUUGCAUUUCAUAAUGGUUAUGUAACUGUAGAACUUCGGAAAUAAUUGUACAUCUAUCCAAGAUUCAUAUGUUUGCCCAGUUUUCUCCUGUAUUUCUUGUGUAGAGUCCAGCUGUUGUGACUAUGCUGCACAUUUGAAUGUAAUGAAAAGUUGAUACAUCCUGAUGAGAGGCUGUCUAUCGUCACAUUACUGCAAUGUGUCUCUUGUACUGUUUUUUGUUACUGAUGCACAUUAGUACUAUCAUGUGAUGACUUUUAUCUGUACAUUCCAUUUUUAAUUUCCUUUUUUUUUUUUCAUGGAGAUUGGCAAAAGUGAAAUUACUUUUAAGUUUAAAUGUUGGUGAUUUAGGUCUGCUUAAAUUUUAUUGAAAUAUUUUAAGCUUCACACUUUUACCUUUGAAUGUAUUUUAAUGUGAUGUACAUAAUAAGCAGGAUUCAAGAUAUAAUGUUACAGCGUUGUCACUGUACGGCAAGGUAGGUUCAUUCUGUCAGUUUUAUACAUAGAUACAUAGAAAACCAACUGAACAAAAUCAGACUGAUCUUCUUAAUUAUGUUCUGGUGUGGGCUUGGGUUCCCUAUGUUGCAAAAAUGAUGAUAUUUUGCCCAUAAUUUGAUCCAAACACAAAUACUACCAUGUUAAAAGAUGGACAGUAGGCAAGAUAGGAAGUGUUGUGAUAAAGUGCUAGGAUUUCUGAUGUACAAAUACAACAAUACAAUACAUGAAUGUGAGAGUUAAAUAACAUUCACUGUUUUAAAGGUUUAUGGUACACCAGUUUGGUCUAUAGACAUUUCUUCAUGCAUAUAUGUAAGGCCAGCACAUUUAAGUCAACCACUGGUUGUAUCUCAUCUGUAUGAGAGGGUGUAUGCUGUGGUAUAUCAUUUGAUAUUACAACUUGCAAAUGGUGUAAAAACUGCUGAAUCGGUGAAGAAAUUAAUUUAAUAUGGCCUGUAAGGACAUUUAUGAUUUAUUCUAUGAUAUGAUUUUGAUUCAAGCCUAGUUGAUUGUGAAAAGUCAUAAAAUAGGCUUGUUCAGCUUUGAUUUACAUACGAUGUAUGAUGUGAUAUGAAAAUGAAUCAUAUUACACCAGCAUAUUAUUUAUGUAAGGUCAAAGUACAUGCAUCUCAUUAGGUUGUUAAACAAGUCUUUGUCAGCUGUGAGUGAAGCAGGAGUGUAUAACAUCAUAUAUACCACUCUAUUUCCUCAUCCCUACCUGUAGAUAAUCUUCUCCUACUACAGGUUACUGUAUUCUGUUUAAAUGUCCUCAUUUUACAUUCACAGGUUGAGCUUUUUGCUGUUUACUACAUUGUGUGCUUUGUUUUUUGUUGUUUUUCCUGUACAUCACUUUAUAUUAAGAAAUCUGACUUUAACGAAACAAAAUUGUAAAAUAAAAUGCGCAAUGCCGCUGAAUUUUUGACGUAAGCUGUCCCAGUUGUUUGAGUUU
Liolophura sinensis is the source of this 6160-nucleotide messenger RNA. Its product is annotated as RING finger and SPRY domain-containing protein 1-like. Gene Ontology annotation, molecular function: ubiquitin-protein transferase activity; protein binding. The coding region runs from base 1302 to 3296 and encodes 664 amino acids. NCBI's taxonomy places the organism in Eukaryota, Metazoa, Mollusca, Polyplacophora, Chitonida, Chitonidae. The transcript is spliced from 15 exons. Gene Ontology annotation, cellular component: cytoplasm. The record is from RefSeq and is a predicted model, not a curated record.